AUGACUAACUGCACCACCGAUUGGAGCAAUGUCACGCUCGCUACCUUCAAUCAGACUCUACUCAAUGAUACCUCAUUGUGUACGAAAUGCACCUGUCCUCUCGUCCUGGACGGCGAGCAGCUGUCUUGGGUGCGAUACUACCCGAACCUGGCGGGCAAUGUCCUCUACGCAGCUCUCUUCGGCCUGUUCCUCGUGCUGCAGCUUUUCUUUGGCAUUCAGCGCAAGACGCGUGGAUACAUGAUCGGCAUGACCCUUGGAUUGAUUCUUGAAGUCUUGGGCUAUGUCGGACGCAUUCUCCUCCGCUACUCGAUGUUCGAAUUCUCGUGGUUUUUGAUGUACCUUGUUCCUCUCACCAUCGCACCGGCCUUUAUCUCCGCAGCCAUCUAUCUGACCCUCUCGCGGAUCAUCACAAUCUACGGUGCUGAGCAUGCCCGCUUCCGCCCCCAGGUCUACACCUACAUUUUCAUCACGUUCGACAUCAUCGCCCUGCUGCUGCAAGCCGUGGGUGGUGCUGUCGCCUCCAUCGCCGACGCCUACUCGUCCAUGCAGGAUCAGGGCGUGCACGUCAUGGUCGGUGGCCUUGCAUGGCAGGUGGUGUCUCUGUUCAUCUUCUCGUGCCUGGCUCUGGAUUUCUAUCUACGUGUGAACCGUGCUAGCCGCAAAGGAGUCCCGCUCAACCCGGCGUUUGACUCCCUCCGCGCCCAGCGGUCCUUCGAGCCCUGGUUUAUUGUCUCCCUGUCUCUGGCCGUCCUGUUCAUCUUUGUGCGGAGUGUGUUCCGGUGUGCUGAGCUACAGGGUGGAUUUGGCGGCGAGUUGGCCAAUGAGGAGAUUACGUUUAUGGUACUGGAGGGAGCCAUGAUGGUGCUGGCUUGUGGGUUGUUGACAUUCUUCCACCCGGGAUUGAUUUUGGGGGCUAGGGAGUGGGCGUUGGCCAAGUGGAGUCGCGGCGGUAAGGGGGCUUAG
This is a messenger RNA of Aspergillus luchuensis, 963 nucleotides long. RefSeq names its product RTA1 domain-containing protein. The record is from RefSeq and is a predicted model, not a curated record. Bases 1 to 963 code for a protein of 320 amino acids. The transcript has 2 exons. NCBI's taxonomy places the organism in Eukaryota, Fungi, Ascomycota, Eurotiomycetes, Eurotiales, Aspergillaceae. Gene Ontology annotation, cellular component: fungal-type vacuole; plasma membrane.